AUGGAGUAUAUCUCAAAUAAUGAAAGUUCAAAUGAAAUAUUACAAGAAAGCAUUGCGGGAGAAAUAGAAUUAUCUGAUUCAUCCUUUUGCAAUGCCAGCAAAAAUGACGACUUUAAAGAAGCAGAGUAUGUAAAAGAAGAGAAUGGAGAAAAUUAUAUCUUGGAUGAAGAAAAACAAAAAGAGAAGGAGCAGGAUGAAAACGAAGAUGAAGAAGAGGGAGAAGAGGAAGAAGAAGAGGAAGAAGAAGAAGAGGAGGAAGAAGAUGAAGAUGAUGAUGAUGAUGACGACGAUGACGACGAUGACGAUGAUGAUGAUGACGAUGAUGAUGAUGACGACGACGAUGAUGAUGAUGAGUAUGAUGAAGAUGAUUUCAAUGAAGCUACGGUUUCUUGGAUUGAGUGGUUUUGUCAGUUGAAACAAAACGUAUUCCUUGUUGAAGUAGAUGAAGAUUUUAUAAGAGAUGAAUUUAAUUUAAUCGGAUUACAAAAUAAAGUUCCUCACUUUAAAAAAUUAUUAAAAAUUAUACUAGACGAAGAUGAUGAUGAAGAUGAUGAUGACGAUGAAGAUGAUGAUUAUGAUGAGGAUGAUGAUGAAAUAAAUCGUGGUUCAGAAGAACUAUAUAAAAAUAAAGAUAUAUAUGAGCAGAAUGCCGCUUGUUUAUAUGGAUUAAUACACAGUCGUUUUAUUUUAACUUCAAAAGGUUUAGCAUUAAUGAGAGAAAAAUAUAAUGCUGGUAUUUAUGGCACUUGCCCAAGUAUUUAUUGUGAUAAUACAAAGCUAUUACCAACAGCUAUUUCCGAAGUUCCUAAAUUUUUAAGUCCCCUUUUAUACUGCCCUAGAUGUUGUGAAACGUAUUAUCCACAUAAAAAUUCCUUACUUAAUCAGUUAGAUGGAUCUUAUUUUGGAACUAGUUUUGCAUCUUUUUUUGCUCUUUCAUUUAAUAUUACUUCAGAUAAAAAAAAAAUUUAUUACACACCGCAAAUUUGCGGAUUUACAAUAAAUAGAGACAUGAGGGAAACAUUAUAUAUGGAUGUUAAUAAAGACAACAGCGAGUCAUCAGAAGAAUAUUCAUAA
Plasmodium relictum is the source of this 1074-nucleotide messenger RNA. RefSeq names its product casein kinase II beta chain, putative (gene CK2beta2). Gene Ontology annotation, molecular function: protein kinase regulator activity. The record is from RefSeq and is a predicted model, not a curated record. Gene Ontology annotation, cellular component: protein kinase CK2 complex; cytoplasm. Bases 1 to 1074 code for a protein of 357 amino acids. Lineage: Eukaryota; Apicomplexa; Aconoidasida; Haemosporida; Plasmodiidae. The transcript is spliced from 2 exons.